Messenger RNA from Haliotis rubra (blacklip abalone), 1048 nucleotides. RefSeq lists its product as uncharacterized. The record is from RefSeq and is a predicted model, not a curated record. The transcript is spliced from 5 exons. Lineage: Eukaryota; Metazoa; Mollusca; Gastropoda; Lepetellida; Haliotidae. Bases 254 to 859 code for a protein of 201 amino acids.
CGACGUGCACGACGUGCCAGUGUCGUCUUGAAUUAUACAUCAUACUGUUGUCAGUCGGACAAACCUCACCCGGCUAUGUGAUAGGCCGAAUAUAAGUAUUCCACGGUUCAAUUAGAGGUUCAGCAGCACACAAAUAUCGCAUUGAUUAUAUUGUUGACAAUGCUAAACCGCAGCGUGUCGCGCGUCGAGGGAUUACUUCGCCGUUCCUCUUGACAUUUCCACGUUGAACGGCCGUGCCAACAUCUCCAUCGUCAUGAUAUGCGGGAGGCGAAAAUUCAGCUUUAACAAGUUCGUGAAACUACCGAAAAAGCGCGAUGUCUACGAGAGUUUCAUGCUUAAAGGGAUCGUGCCGGAGAUGUCAUACUUCACCGCCAUUGCACUGGUGUACAGUGCUGCCAAGAUGGCGUUAGGUGCAGUUUACUACAAUGACUGCUCCCUUGAGCCCCGCCUUUUCGUGUAUCUAUUGGUCAGUUCAUCUCUCUUACUGCUGUAUCUACCAAUCAUCGCUAACCUGGGACAGAAGGUCCUCGGUUUGAAAGUGUACGUCCGCCUCAUCACGUUCCUACAGCUGGUGGGACUUUGUUUCGGUAGUUAUCUCCUCUAUAACGUCCAUGUUGGUCGCCAGGGCAACCUGCAGCAGGACGCAGCGCCCAAGGUCACGCCCAAGGUCACGUGCAAUGACGUCAUAUUCAAGUUCACAGCAGCAACAAUAGGCGUGGAGUGGACAUAUAUUUUCGUUUCAUUUUUAGCUCGUGGAUUUGUGACAGUGUUAUUUCAUCUAGUUGUUGUUUUACUGAAAAAUGUUUUCAAAAUGUUGUUCUCAAUGGUGAGCCACGAUAAAAAGGAGAAAAAAUCAUGAUCGCAAUAACGUAACACAUUUUCUAUUUUAUUCAACAUUUUUACCAAACAAUUUAUUUUUACGUUUAUUUAGGAACACCAUUUUAAACAGUUUGUCACAAUGACUUUCCGAAAUGCAUAAUUUUGUUGUUGUGACUGACCAUUUAAUGGUGCUAGGCUUUCCAGUGGAAUAAAAGCGUAUUUGCUGUUU